Molecule: messenger RNA, 4232 nt
Organism: Acanthochromis polyacanthus (spiny chromis)
Lineage: Eukaryota; Metazoa; Chordata; Actinopteri; Pomacentridae
Gene: slmapb
Product: sarcolemma associated protein b
Exons: 10
Coding region: 1806-3026 (406 amino acids)
Source: RefSeq, a predicted model, not a curated record
UUUUUUUAGCUACACAUAUCUAAAUCUAAUGAAGAGCCCUGCAAUAUAUCCUUGGUUCAUGAACGUUGCUCUCCCUUGAAAUCACCAAUUAAUAGUUUUAGAAACUGAGCAUUACAACAAUUAUGAAGCAGGGAAUCUUGUAUUUCACUACAGUAAUUUUAGCCGUGCGCCCUUGAUAAAUUGGAAGUAUACUGAAGGUUUAUGCUGUACUUUUUGUACAUUCAAGAUGGCUGCUCAGUGCUUCAUGGCAGAAUAUAUUCACCAACAUGAAGACAGAAUUACUGCUGAGUCUAUACUAGACUGUUUCACAGCUUUUUGCAGAAAAGGAGGAGAAAGGAUGAUGCAUAUAUAAAAUCUGUAGGUUGCCAUAAAUUGCAGUGAUGAAGCAGUUUGAAUUUUUGAUGCAAAGCUUUACAUGAGAAAAGAUGAAUCCAUCAAAUGAAUGAGAAUGUUUACCCUUCACCUGGAUGUGUCUUUAAGAAUCUCACUCUGAACUGAAGAUAAGAUAUUAAUGUUUCUACUGAAGAGUAAAAUGACUCCCUUGUAGGAAAAUACAGUUUGUAAAAAUUGUAAAACUUCUGAGAAGUUUAGAAGGUUGGAAUAGUUGACUAAGAACAUGUCAGUGCUUUGCGACUUUAUAUAUUAGCUCAUUAUUAACUUUUGCCUCACCAGCUGAAGUUACGGUCACUCACUCAUUAAGGGCUGCUUUUGGAACUUGAAUUUCACAUUUCACAGCGAGAAACACAAGAUGGUCUCAUCAAUAAGUUUUUGUUGCCAAAAUUAAUGAUUUCAUUGUGUUACAGUGGAUUAUCUUCUCUCUCUCUUUUUUUUUUUAACCAUUUUGUCGCGUUUAGUUGAAAGCUGCAGACUGUAUAUGUUUGAUACAUUAGUUUCCACUUUAAAUAUGCAAGUUGUGAGUGUUGUGAAGUUGGUAACAGUCUCCUCUUAACACUGAUAACUUUUGCACUUUUUCUUGCAUUGAAUUUAAUAGUUUGCAACAUUCUGCUAUCAAGUAUUUUAUGUAUGUUAUCACUAAGCCUGCCCUGCUCAGGAAAAAACAGUUGACAUGAAAGUUCUUAUUACUUACAUGAGCUUGUUGCAACAAUCUGUUGAAUUUUGACGUUCAGAAAUACUGGUACUAUCAUUGAUAUGGAAUUGUACGGCCUUAAAUAAGUUACAGCAGAACUUCUUCUCUCAGGAUGAUGUAUUUCCAACUCUAAGGCCAGUAUUUCAUAGAUUUUAAAGUUAUAAUGAAGUGUUCGACUGGGCAAAACAAAGACGGGAGGUGGAUGCAUCACAUACGUGGUACAGACGCUCACACCAGCAGUCCCUAUUCACUGUCAUCCUGUAGAUUUUUACAUCAGUACCAACUGGCUAGAGAGCAGCUCAGUGUGCUGAACAAAACCCCUCUGUGUCAGCAUGCAGCUGCAGCUUCCGAGAUGCCCUACUCGGAUGCAUGACCCAGUGUGGAGGGGCUGGGGACUUCAGCCACAGAAUGUGGGGGGGUCGUGUUUUUGAGGACAUUCAUCAGACUUACCUCUCGUGUCGCAUUUUGGCCCCACUUGAGAAGUCUGUCCAUUUUUUUAGCCAGUAUGUUGUCAGUGUUGGCUUCAGUCCAGCAGUAGCAGGGAGGUUGUUACACAGCGUCUGCCAUCCGCUCAGUGUCCCCCCCCCUUUCACUGCUUGGACUGUUCCAUUUCACAUCUGAAAAAAUCUGAUGGUUGGAGAAGAGUUCUUCAUGUCAGGGACUGCUGUAGCCUCAGCACACACAGUACUGUAGCUCCUGGAUCACCCAAGAUAAGCAAAUGGACCAGAAAGAGCUGAGUGAUCCCCUGAAUGACGUAUCACUGAUUAAAGAUGACCUGACCAAGUCAAACAGGGGGUCCUCCGGUGACUCAGAAAAGAUGAUUCAGCGCUUGACUGAUGAACUUCGAGAGGCCCAAGAGCUUGCUAAUAUGGAGAAACAUAAAUGCAUCGAGCUACAAGGUUUCCUGGAUGAAGAGAGGAAAGAAAAUCAACAACAAGCUGAUGAAUCUGCAAAACAAAUAAAAUAUCUUCAAGGCCAGCUGCAGCAGCUCCAAGAUGAGGUGGGUGUUCUCAGAGAGCAGUUAGACGUUUCCUCUGGUUCGCGUGACGAGCUACAAAGUGCACGUGAUGAAGUGAAGUCGCUGAAACAUGCCCUGGAGGCUGCCACUGCCGAGCGGGACCGUGACGUCGCUGCUGUCCACUCUAACCUGGCAACAGUCUCGAACGAUCUGGACAAGUGGCGUCAGACUGCCAACAAAUACGAACGCGAGAUUGACAACCUACAGCGUGACCUUCAGCAGCAGAGCAAGCAGUGGCAGAAAACUGCAGAAAUACAAGCCAGUGAGCUCCAGUCCAUGCAGGUGGAGUGUAACGGUCUUCAGAAGGAGUGUUCUGUUCUGCGAUCUGAGAAACAGGACACUGUGAAUAAGCACCAGAAGGAAAAGAACAGUCUGCAAAGUGAAUGUGCUUCCCUCAGGGCUGAGAGGGAGGAACUCCUCAAGACUCACCAGAAAGAGAAGGGUGCCCUGCAGACUGAAUGUGCAGCACUGCGCACUGAGAGAGAGGCGCUGCUGCAGAAACAGCAGCAGCUGGAGAAGGACCUUGCCAGUUCACGUGCCCAGAGUGCUGAGUUGAACAACAGUCUCAGAACCCUUGAGCAAUCCCAACAGGAGCUGGAGAAGAGGCUUGUGGCCCUGCAGCUCCAGCACCAGCAGGAUAGCACCAAGCUGCAAACCCAACUGGAUGAGGCAGACAGCUGCAGCAAGGCUCUGCAGAGAGAGUGUGAGGAGUCUAAGACGGAGCUGUUAGACCUGAAGGAAAAAUACAAGAAGUCUGAGCAGGAAAAGCAGUUGGUUGCAGAUGAACUUGAGGAGUGCAAAGCCAACAUGAAGGACCUGCAGGAGAAGGGAUCGAAGACUUCCCUAUUGCUGCCUGUUCAAGCCAUAGUCAUCGGCCUUAUCCUGGCUUUGCUGUAUUGGUGCUUCGGCGCAUUGUGGUAGUAAGAAACCGUGGAUGAUCUGGGGGCCUGUGGUUGCCGUGGCUCUAACAGCUGUGACUGCUGCUGUGCUCUUCAGGACCUGAGGGCAACUUUCGUUCAAACACACACAGACGUAAACGCAUAUUUGUCAUCAGAUGUGAAAACAUGCCCCCUUAUCAUAUCUGCACUAUUAAUUAGGAGGGCUCAUAUUUAACUCUGUUUAAUUUUUGAGAUGCUCUAUUUUAGUUGGCAGAGACGUUAAUAAAAGAAUGUCAGUAUUGUGUGCAAAUCAAUAAUUUUGUAUGUCUGUCAUUUGAAGGAAAUCUAGUUGGGUUGUAUUCUGUUGACUAUUUCGACUCAUAGGAUUAUCCAUUAAUGAAUGUAAAAAUUCUUUACACAUUUAACAGAUUCUAAGUAUAGAUUUAAACUUUAUCACUUGGAGUUUGAGCCUCUUUAAACGUAGCACAUCUAUGUGAUAGAUAACAUUGUCACAAUAACACAGCCCCUAAUGGAGUGCAUGAUAGCAGUACAACAGUGGGUGGCUGUGACGAGCACUGCAACAUAUUCUGUUGGCAUAACUAUUAUCAGUGUGAAAAUAGUUCAGCUGAGCAGGAAUUUGUCUUGUUUUUUCAACAGAGCAUCAUUAAAUAGAACUGCAGCAAAUCACCUGUAGAGCUAUUUAUUGAUAAGCUUAAUUUCUAGACUUCAGGUGCUGUGUUUGUAUUUUACUUCUACUUUUCUUCUGCUUUUUAUUUCAGGUAUGUUUCUGUACACUCCAAUAGCCACUCACAUUCAGAUUCAGGAGCAUAAAAUUAGAACCGUUUUUUUGUUAUUGCAUAGCAUAUAUGUGUACCAGUGGAGUUUGGUGCAACAGAUGUUUUGUUAACAACCCUGUCUGUCUGUCUGUCGUAUGAUAAAGGAAAGUCAGUAUUACACAACACAUCACCACAUAACACAAUAUAGUAUACAUGCAUUGUUGAGUAUAUUGUGUCAUAUAUUUUCAGUAGCUGCUGCAAGACACCCGUGUAAUAUUUUAAAUGCCUAAGACUGACGUGAUCCCAUUCUGAACUGGAACCACGCCCUCAGAUCAUUUUUUCUUCUUCUAUUGAUUAAAUGUUUGUUGAAAUUCUGAAAUUUAUCUUUAAAUAUGUAUAUUAAUUUGGUGUACUUAUGAUCAUUCUGAAUUUGUUCAAUUCCCUGAAAAUAAAUGAAAAGAGAUUGAAAGAUA